Molecule: messenger RNA, 1360 nt
Organism: Arabidopsis thaliana (thale cress)
Lineage: Eukaryota; Viridiplantae; Streptophyta; Magnoliopsida; Brassicales; Brassicaceae
Gene: XTH32
Product: xyloglucan endotransglucosylase/hydrolase 32
Exons: 4
Coding region: 199-1098 (299 amino acids)
Biological process (GO): glucan metabolic process; cell wall biogenesis; xyloglucan metabolic process
Cellular component (GO): apoplast
Molecular function (GO): xyloglucan:xyloglucosyl transferase activity; hydrolase activity, hydrolyzing O-glycosyl compounds
Source: RefSeq, marked reviewed
UCAUUUUCAUAAUGUAUUUCCAUGAGUGGGUCCUUAUAGUUAGGACCCGUUUCAUUUCCAAUUUUCAUCAUAAAAGCUUAUAAUAUAUGCCAUACUCAUGUCCAUCAAUCCCCACAUCAUCUCUCUCUCUCUCUCUGCGUUUAUAUAGUACUCCACUCUUCUUCUUUCCACUCCACACAAAAGAAGAAAAAGAGAGAAAUGGGUAACUCUUUGAUCUCUCUUCUCUCAAUCUUCCACUUGCUGGUGUUAUGGGGAUCCUCAGUGAAUGCCUAUUGGCCACCAUCACCUGGUUAUUGGCCAAGCUCCAAGGUUGGUUCCCUCAACUUCUACAAAGGUUUUAGGAAUCUUUGGGGUCCUCAGCAUCAGAGAAUGGACCAAAAUGCCCUCACCAUCUGGCUUGAUAGAACCUCAGGAAGUGGAUUCAAGUCAGUGAAGCCAUUCAGAUCAGGCUACUUUGGAGCAAACAUCAAACUCCAACCUGGCUACACUGCUGGAGUCAUCACAUCUCUCUAUCUAUCAAAUAAUGAGGCACAUCCAGGGUUCCAUGAUGAGGUAGACAUAGAAUUUUUGGGGACAACAUUUGGGAAGCCUUACACACUUCAGACAAAUGUGUAUAUUAGAGGAAGUGGUGAUGGGAAAAUCAUUGGCCGUGAGAUGAAGUUUCGCUUGUGGUUUGAUCCAACUAAAGAUUUUCACCAUUAUGCUAUUCUUUGGAGCCCUAGAGAAAUCAUAUUUUUGGUGGAUGAUAUUCCCAUAAGAAGAUACCCAAAGAAGAGUGCGUCUACAUUUCCUUUAAGACCAAUGUGGCUUUAUGGUUCCAUAUGGGAUGCUUCUUCUUGGGCAACGGAAGACGGUAAAUACAAAGCCGACUAUAAAUAUCAACCUUUCACUGCUAAAUACACCAAUUUUAAAGCGCUCGGCUGCACCGCCUACUCGUCAGCUCGGUGCUAUCCGUUGUCGGCUUCGCCAUACCGUUCUGGCGGAUUAACCCGACAACAACACCAAGCCAUGAGAUGGGUUCAAACACAUAGUAUGGUAUACAAUUAUUGCAAAGAUUAUAAGCGAGACCAUUCUUUAACGCCGGAAUGUUGGCGUUAGGAAAUAUUCGAUGAAAGUCCCAAAGUUUGAGAGUUUUAAUCACAUCAAAGUUAAUACCAGAAAGAGCUUGGUACAAUUUUGGGAUUUUUUUCAUUACUAUUAUUAUGUGGUUGGUUGUUUCACGAAAAUAAAUUUUCUUUUUUUUUUGACUUAUCAUCUUUUCUUAUGUAAAUGUAUCCAGUACGGUACCAUAUUGUUUUGUCAAUCGUCUGUGACUGUGUCUCAUAAACAAAACUGUUUGAAAUGUUGUUCAGUUAUUCCA